Molecule: messenger RNA, 2610 nt
Organism: Osmia bicornis bicornis
Lineage: Eukaryota; Metazoa; Arthropoda; Insecta; Hymenoptera; Megachilidae
Product: lysocardiolipin acyltransferase 1-like
Exons: 5
Coding region: 169-1281 (370 amino acids)
Cellular component (GO): endomembrane system
Molecular function (GO): acyltransferase activity
Source: RefSeq, a predicted model, not a curated record
UUGGGUGGAGAAUGGGGUGAAAGGGGUAAAGUAUAGAGAAGCCCCUCUAGUAAGAUAGAAGAGAAGCCAGAGAAAACAUUUGAGAAAGAGUUAGUGGACACUGAAUGCUUGAAAAAAGUGGUUCAUUCAGAAUAUACACAUGAUCAAAUAUAUAAGACACAGUUUAAGAUGCGUGGACUUAUACGUGGAACUUUAUACUGUGCACUAUGGUAUGGCAGUGUAGUAGCUGGUUUUUUAUUUAUUGCUUGCCCUAUGUUACCACUGUUAUUCUUUAGUCCUCCGAAAUUUCGGAAAUGCGGUGAUCGUUUGUUUUCCUGUUGGGAACUUUAUUCUACAGCUCUUUUAAAAGUAUUCGGUGUAAAAAUUUUGGUGUCAGGAGAUCACAUAUCCCCAAAUGAAUCAGCUAUACUUGUUAUGAACCACAGAACACGAGUAGAUUGGAAUUUUUUAUGGGCUGCAAUGUAUCAGGCUUGUUUGCCUAGUAUAGCAACCCAUAGAUUGAAAUUUGUUUUAAAGGAUCCUAUACGACAUAUUCCAGGCCCAGGAUGGAUAAUGCAGAUGAAUGGUUUCCUUUAUAUAACUCGUCAUUGGGAAGAAGAUCAAAGUCGACUAUCACGUACCUUGGAUUACUUAGUGGCCCUAGAUAGACGUUCUCAAUUACUUAUAUUUCCAGAGGGAACUGAUUUGACUAAAACUAGCAAAGAAAAAUCAGACAGAUACGCUUUGCAGCAUGACCUACCAAAAUAUUCUUUUACGCUUCAUCCGAAAACGACAGGAUUUAGUUAUCUAGUACAGCACCUUCAGCAAGCAGACUACCUUGACGCUAUAUAUGAUUUAACUAUCGCAUAUCCAGAUUAUAUUCCGCAAUCCGAAUUAGAUUUACUCAGAGGUAAACUGCCGAGUGAGGUACAUUUUAAUAUUAAACGAAUACCGUCAUCAGAUAUGCCAACACAAGAGUUGACACUAAGACAAUGGUUAGAAGAAAGGUGGUCCAAUAAGGAGGAAGUCUUGAAACAAUUUUAUGAAGAAAAGACUUUCCCUUCUGAUAUUUGGCCAUUAACAAGACUGUUUCCUUUACAAGUUGCAUUUGGUUUCUGGAGUAUUUUAACAGGUGCUGCAGUGAUUUUACUUAUUAUUUCACCAUUGUUUCAAUUAUGGGCAUUGAUUCAUUCAACUUUCUUUGUUGCUCUAUCAUUCUUCACUACAGGCUUUAGCCAACUUGAAAUUGGAUGGUACUGGCGUUGGAAAACGCAUUUAUUAACAAAAAUGUGUAGUUAUUAAAAUUUAAAGAGCGAUAUUUAAUGUGAGUACACUUCGUUAUUAAAUUAAAGUGUUCAUUUUUUUUCGUGACAUUGCAGUAAUUGCUAUAUUAUAUGGUAUAUGUAGAAACACGUAUUUGAUAAAACCUAAUCUAAGUGGAUUAAUAUAAAAACAGAUUGCUUUUUAAUAUUGACUGAAAUACUUACAUUCUGUGAAACAAUAAUUAUACUAUUCUCAAAUUAUAAAACGAAGGUAUUAAUAUAACGUACAAACUGAAAAAUGAUGCAACUGGUAAAGUUACAAUAAAUUUAUUGAAAUGUUAUAAUCGAACUUAGCCCUCUGUAGAUUAUUUGAUUAAAAAAUAAGUAGUAUAUGUAUUAUACAUUUUGAAAUUCUAGACGGACAAAAAGUUAUUAAAAUAAUUUUGUGAUUUCCUACUUUGUGAUAUUUCUUGACAAUAUCGAUCAAUUACAUCUUUUUUUUUUGAGAAUACAGUUUUUUAAUUUAUGUAUUAGUACAAUACAAUAUUGUGAACUAUAGAGGGUUGAAAUCAGUUGACAAAUUUUUUAAACAAAGAUAUUUUAUUAACACACAUACAAUGGAAUAACGUAUGUAUUCAGUAUUAAUAUAUAUGUGAUGCAGUUUCAAAUUACAGAAACAUUUUUUCAGAAUCACUGUCAAAGUUUUCUGUAACUUGAAAAUACCUGAUGUUUAUGCAUGGAAUUAUGUGUAAAAAAUAAUUAGUACAUAAAUAGUAGAUAUAAAUAGUCGAGAUUCUAGAUAUCGUGAUUGAUUCAAAAACGUUGAUUUAAUACUAACAACAAUCAGUUUUGAAUUAAAUAUAUUUUUACAGUCAUUUUUAAACUUUAUAAAUAUAACUGUACCAAAAUAUUGAAUGGCUUUUUGUUGAAACUUUUAUGAAGUGAAGUGGACUCCAAUAAAUUUUUGAGGAGACAGAUUUUCUUUGCUGUUAGUAAUCUGUAUAGUAGCUUUUAAAUGAAGUUAGUUUUUGACAUCUACAAUUUUAUGAAAAUCUUUGAUAUAUCUCUAUAAUAAUUUCAACAUUAUAGAUGAAUAUUCUUUUGAAUAUUCCUUCUGAAUUAAAAAAAAAAAGAAUAUUAAAAUCAAUCUAGCUAACAAUGAAUACAGUGCCUCAUUAUCUCAUAUUCCAGAGCACAAAUGUAAAUAUGUGUCUUAAAAAAAUUACUAAUGGGAAAAAUUUCUAAAUAUUAAAAAGUUUUAAAAUUCGAGGUAUGAGAUAGUUAUGCACUUUCUUAAAUAAUUAUUCUUCAAAUGCAUUUUAAUAAUAUAUGGUUUUUAGUUUAUUUGCUAAAUGAAACAACAUAAUAA